AUGGAAGGGACAUAUUGGUUUUACAACUGCCAUGAACAGAGGAGACUAGAUGAGAUUACUGCACUAGGAUACAAGUGUACGGGGAGGCUGUGGAAUGAUUUGGCGAAUAUAAUUCAAAGCCUUUCUGCUUAUAUGCACCCUUCUUUUAAAGAACAACUAAGAGACAUGUCUACAUCAUCUGGUCAAGAAAUUGAGAUACCUAAUUUCUUACUCCCCCCUCCGUGAGUGAACAAAAAAAUUUUGUUCACUCAUGGAAAGGGGUUAAUUUUUUUUAAAAAAAAUCCUAAUUUGCAAAAAUUAGGAAGCAAAUAUUAAUUUAAUUUAUAAAAUUUAUGUUUUAAAACGCAAUUUUUUUAAAUUAAACAGAAUUAGCUCGAGAUUUCAUUAUACUAAUUAUCACUUAUAUAUCAAAUUUUUUUUCAUAAAAAAUUUUUUUCUGUUAAAGAAAUUUUACUUUUAUUUUUUACCAUUAAAUGACCAAAAACAAAACUUCGAGCUGUCCAGGAAACGCUGAAAUUUCAGAAAAUGUGCGACAAGGGCUUUCUUUUUGGCUUUUUAAGGCACCAACACAAAUACUCCCAACAAUAAGCGACUCCAGCUUUUGCGAAACACCACUGAAAAUUUACCUAUCUAAAUUCCUGGUUAAUGGAGAUAGAGAUGAGAAGAGAGAACUAUACAUUUCGAUGAUUUUGGGAGUUGGAAAGAACAUCAAGGCCAGGAGACAUACUAAAGGCAAUUAUGUUGCCGUCUGGUGAUGCACUGGUGACCUUUAUUAAUGAACCAGCAAGGCACACGAUGGCAAAGAAAGGCUGAGUUGCGGUGGAGCGCUGUGAAAGAAAGCUCAUGGCCCUGUUGGACUCUCGAUGAAGAACGGAGAAAUUAACUUUACCCGAUACUCGAUAAAAAUUACAAUACCAGGGGAGAUCUCAUUAGAAGAUGCCAUCAGCGAAAUUAGCAAGAAAUGCAGAAUAGUAGAGGUGAUGGUAGAUAACACAAUAGAUACCGGAGAGGAGGAAAUAAUUGUUCAUUUCAGCCCAAACUCGAGGUACUUGCUAUAUGGCGAGUUUGAUAGCUUAGAAUCAGCUCUUGACUUACCAGAUGAGAUUGAAAUAAAAGGUAAAAGUAUAGUACCCCCCCCCUCGUUUGUCGCAUUUUCUAGUUUUUUUUUAAGGGAAAAAAAAAUUUACAGGACCUCGUUUGUCGCAUUUUCUAGUGCAAAUACAUUUGUCGCAAUUUCUAGUUUUUUUAAUUUUUUUUUGAUGUCGCAAAUCUUAGUUUUUUUUAAAAAAUAGUUUCUGAUUAAUUUAAUUGAGUAAUUAUAGAGGAGUUUACCUUACAUUUGCCUGCAGAGGGUUAGCAGGCCCGAGUCCUUCCCAGUCCUUCCCACUUUACUCUCCCCUUUUUAGAGAAUAGAUUAAAUUAGCUUAUUAACUCCAUUCUCCUUGCGCUUCAAUGACCUGCCUUGCUCUUCAUUUUUUCACCUUAAGAAUGGAAUUUUGCACUUCCUCAAAAGAAAUUUUCGUCCCAUGGCUCCUGAAUGGCAGCAAUUAGUCUGGCUUUGCUGUCAGGCCUUCUUUUCUCCACUUUCCUCUUCAAAUUGGCCCAGAUCAUCUCAAUUGGAUUGAGAUCUGGGCUCUUCGGCGAUUGAGUCUUCACAUCAAUCCCGUUUUCUCUGCAAUAUUCCAUAGUCUGCCUUGCAGUAUGGGCUGUUGCCCCAUCCUGAACGAAGGUGUAGUCUCCAUCUAAAGGUUCAAUAUAGCCCUGGAGAAUGUCUCUGAUAUAGACCUGGGCAUUGAUUGCAUACUUCUCCUUCUUUAUGAAGAGCAUUUUGCCAAAAACGAUAGAAAUUCCUCCCCAGAUCAUAAUUGAGGUUUUUCAAAUUGAUAGGCUCUUCAAUCGUUGCGUUUAUCCCUUCUUUGCACAAAUUAGAGUUACGAAAAAGAUGCACAUAGCACUCAUCACUGAAGAUCCAUGAAGCGAUAUCUGAGUCAAUCAAAGACCUAGCCCAGGACAUUCUCUGCUCUUUAUGAGCUUCAGUUAGCUGUAGAACAACCCUCUUCUUCCUAUAGACAUAUCCCCUCUUCUUCAGCUCUUUUCCUAGUUGUUCUUCGCUGAUGUCAAACUGUCUUUCUUUUGAAUUGGGCCCUCAAACUUGCCUUGCUGACAAAGCCUGUAUCCUUCUCACAUUCCUUAAUGACCUCAGCAAAGUCUUCAUCACUUCAAUGCUUAGGGGAGAUCUGGAUAGUGCCUCUUCUCUUCCAGCCGCUUCGUCAGAUUCACUCUCAGUAUUCUCUGCAGCAAUUCGCUCAAUAGUCCGUUUAGAAGUCCCCAAGAUUAUCGCAAGUUCUUCGUUUUUAAAGAAACCUACGUCAAUGAUCCUCUUGACUAUGCUCUCUCCAUCAUUCCAUUUUCUUAGGAGGAGGCGAUAGUCCAUGGUCCACAAGCUUCCGCCUGAGCUCUAAAGUGUGCUCUUCAGGAUUGAACUUGUUGGUGUAGUGCCUGAUCGUCGUCAGGCUCAUGUCCUUGCCACAAGCAGCAAGACGCUCUUGGAUCUGCUUUGCAUUGAGCCUCUCUCCAUAGGCCAUGCUUUUGAAUCAUUGCCGGGAUUUUUAUCGGCUGGUCCUCAAUUUCGCGCAACUCCAUUAAUUAAUAUGGAAGACUAGAAAUUAAGCUAUCAAAUAAGGAAAUAGGCAUGAAGAUAGGGGAAUAAGAAUGGUGAAUGGCAAGUUGUGAGGCUUAAGCAAUGGGAGCAGGUAAUGGGAAGCAAGCUGUGGGGAUUGAGGAAUGGGAGCAAGGAUUUUGAAGGAAGAAAUGAUGAAAUUUCACUAACUGAUCCCUUGACGAAUUUUAAUUUUUAGGAAUUUAUAGAGAGAAAAAAAAGCUAGAAAAUGCGACAAGCGAGGUCCUGAACCGAUUUUUUUUUGGCUUAAAAAAAACUAGAAAAUGCGACAAAUGAGGUCCUGAAAAUUUUUUUUUUUCUCUUAUAAAAAAAAACUAGAAAAUGCGACAAAUGGCAAAAAACUUGAAAAUGCGACAAACGAGGGGGGGUACUAUAUAAGGCUAGGGCACGCAGGAACGCUGUUCUGUGAGGUUUGCCAACAAAUGGGACAUAAUGAAUCAGGCCACAAGAGAAUAGCAAAAAGAAGAGCUGAUAGACAAGGGAAAGAAGAGCUGAUGAAAGAAGACUUGGAAAGGAAAAGCUGGGACUCGACACGAAGGAGAAGAUGGUGAUAUUGGAACAAGCCAGGCAAGUAAACAAAGAAAAGAGUCUGAGCUGAGAGAGGCGUUGCAUGGAAGAAAUGGAACAGUCAUCGUUACAGAGGUUUGAGCAGGAAGAUUCAAUAAAGGAAAUAAGCUGGAAGGAUUGGAAAGAAUGAUUGAUGAUGCUGCAGAAAACAAGGAGCUGAAACAAACUAUUAGUAGAUUGGCUGAAGAAACAGAAAAGACAACAAAAUUGUUCAGGGCAUUGGUGGAGGGUGCAGAGAAAGUCUGUAAACCGACUUACAUUAAAUAUAAUGCGGAAAAAAGGCUGCGAUAGGAGUCAUAUAUAGACUCAGAGCUGGCUUUAAUUACACUAACGGAAAUGCAUACGUUAGACAUCUACAAAAAGACGGAAACUGCAAGGAAUGCAAGACAUGGGAAACUGAAGAGCAUGUUAUAGAAGAGAGGAAGACACUAAUAGUAAGAUUGAGGGAAUUGGGGCUAGAAAUGGAGGCAGGAAGUCAUGGUCUGACAAAGUUGGCAUUAUAUAGUUGAGAGACAGAGAAAAAGCUGAAGCAGAUGGAGAAAGAAGGAAAGCUUGCAGAAGUGAAAAGAAUAGAUCUUGCUCUAAAGAUCUUUCACGCAAAGUUGCUAGUAACUAGGGCAAGAGAAUUUCAAGAGGAAAAUUAUAGUGCAGACAACAGAGAGAGAUAUGUUCAGAGUAGAUUAGACAACUGAUUAAUUAAGAGGCCAUAAGGCCUGGGGCAGCAGUGCGCUGCUGCUGAAUUUGAAUGGUAAAAAAUGGUUAAAAAAAAUUUUUGUUCACUCACGGAGGGUGAGCUUUUGGGCAAAAAUAGGGAUUUUCCAAUGGUUUUGUUCAAUCGCGGGGCGGGGGCGAGUUAGCAACUUCUUUCCAUUUUGACGUUUUUUCAUUCAAGAUUUUGAUUUUUACGCUAACUACAGAUCCAGUGAGAAUGCUUAGAUUCAAUAACUGUGGGCUAAGUGAAGAACUUGUGGAUAUGUUGCAAAGCAUUAUUCAUUUAGAUCAUAUUAAUUGGAUCCAGCUCGACUGGAAUCCUGGACUUCCUGAUCGAAAAUAUAUAGAUUUUCUGAAAGAAGGCACAAAACUGCAGACUCUAUCAUUAAGAUGCUGUAAUCUAGGAAAUGAAGCAAUUCAUGGGAUCUGUGAAGCGCUGAAAACAAAUAAAACACUUAAAGCCUUGGAUUUGUAUGGAAAUUGCUUCAAUACAUUGACUAGCUUCGCAGGUGUUUUAGAAACAAAUAGAUAUCUGGUGCACUUAAAUUUGGCAAAAAACAAUUUGACUGAUGAUCAUAUUGCGCCUUUUAUAGGAGUGUUUGGGAGAUUGCAUUUCCCUGAUGAUAAAGUUGAAGAGUAUAGAAAAAAAGAAAAAGAUCUUGCAAAGGCAAAAGCACUGAAAUCAAAGGGAAAGCAAGUAGAGCCUGAACCACCUGCAGAUGAGCUGGUUCAGGAUGAAGAAUCAAAGCAAUUUUAUUUGAUAAAAAAUAAGGUAUUCAAAAGACUGAACUUAUCUUUAAACAAUAUUUCAAGCGAUCAUUACUUGAGGCUGCUUUUGCAUCAGGUUUUGCCAAAUUUUAAAUUGGUAUUACAAGUGAAUCCAAUCCCGGAAUCAGUUAAAAGGCAGCUAGCGAUGGGAUUUGCAGAUAUUCUGAUACUUAACUAA
Molecule: messenger RNA, 4904 nt
Organism: Blepharisma stoltei
Lineage: Eukaryota; Ciliophora; Heterotrichea; Heterotrichida; Blepharismidae
Source: the annotation of a GenBank genome assembly